AUGUUACUGGACCGACUUGGUUACGAAGCUAACACAUUCUACUAUGCGGCGACAGCUUGCCUCGUACUCGCUACAGUUGUCGUAUUUGUCGAUUAUGGACGAAUGCUUCUGCUGAGGCGAAAAUUGCCCCCUGGACCUUUCCCAUUCCCAAUUGUUGGCAACCACUACCAAAUCUCGAAGGACCGACCCUGGUUACAAUGGGCUGAAUGGGCUGAGUAUUACAACAAUCCUAUGACAACCAUCUGGGUAGGCCGAGAACACCGAAUAAUCGUCCAGGACGCCUGGGUCGCUUCAGAUCUGCUCGAGAAGCGCGCAGACAUAUUCUCGUCGCGCCCUAGAUUCGUCGUCAUGGGUGACCUCGUUGAUGCAACGACUACGAAUCAGACAACAUUGGUUUACGGUGACAGAUGGCGGAUCCAUAGAAAGCUCAUGCUAGCUCUCGCUGUCAUGGAGGCUGUCAACUACAUCGUCCCUGGUUUGUACCUUAUGGAGGCCAUCCCAAUUCUGUCAAAAUUACCGUCUUUCAUAUACAGCACUCCUUCCAAAAUCAAAGCGGGUGCAAAUCUAUUUUCGAAGUAUUUCUACUUCCUUACCCAGGAAGGGGCGAAAGUAGAUGGCCCGACCUUUGCCGCGAAUCUUAUAGAAGCGCAACCGAAGAUGAAUCUCAGCAACAAAGAAGUCUCAGGCCUAGCAGCUAACCUUAUUGGCGGUGGUGUCGACACGACAUCAAGCACUAUGCUUAGUUUCAUUCUCGCCAUGGCAUACUUUCCUGAUGUCCAGAAGAAAGUGCAAGCAGAAUUUGAUGCCGUCGUUGGACACGAUCGAUCACCAAACUGGGACGACGUCGACAAACGCCUGCCGUAUCUAGUGGCUACAGUGAAGGAAGUACUCCGGUGGAGGACAGUGACCAUUCUUGCCGGUAUUCCACAUGCCAAUACUGUCGACUUUGAGUAUAGAGGCUAUCACAUUCCAGCGGGGACGAAUAUUACGGGCAACAUGUGGGCCAUCCACCGUAAUCCUCGUGACUUCCCUGAUCCGGAUGUUCUGCGACCUGAAAGAUUCCUCAAUGGCCUGGAGAAGCCAUAUCCAAACCAGCGAGGGAGUAAUCCAUUCGGUUGGGGCCGACGACAAUGUAGUGGACAGCCACUAGCGGAGCAAGGGCUUUAUUAUUCGUUGGCGAGAAUAGCCUGGGCCUUCAACAUUCAGCCCGGGUUGGAUAAGCAUGGAAAUGAAGUCAAGCUCGAUAUCUUUGCCUACACCAACACAGAGAACAUGCGCCCAGAGCCCUUUGAAGUACGAUUCUCGCCAAGGACACCUAAAAUCCAGGAUAUGAUUCUUUCAGAAGCCAUGAUUGCUUCCGAAGAUUUGAGUAUCUACGAUUGGGAAACCAAGGUUACGAUCAAGGAUGCGCUUCAAGAUGCUUAG
This is a messenger RNA of Parastagonospora nodorum SN15, 1425 nucleotides long. RefSeq lists its product as hypothetical. Gene Ontology annotation, molecular function: iron ion binding; oxidoreductase activity, acting on paired donors, with incorporation or reduction of molecular oxygen; heme binding. The record is from RefSeq and is a predicted model, not a curated record. The transcript is spliced from 3 exons. Lineage: Eukaryota; Fungi; Ascomycota; Dothideomycetes; Pleosporales; Phaeosphaeriaceae. The coding region runs from base 1 to 1425 and encodes 474 amino acids.